Messenger RNA from Pipra filicauda (Wire-tailed manakin), 6532 nucleotides. RefSeq names its product RPGRIP1 like (gene RPGRIP1L). The transcript is spliced from 23 exons. Gene Ontology annotation, molecular function: thromboxane A2 receptor binding. Gene Ontology annotation, biological process: non-motile cilium assembly; retinal rod cell development. Gene Ontology annotation, cellular component: photoreceptor connecting cilium. Lineage: Eukaryota; Metazoa; Chordata; Aves; Passeriformes; Pipridae. The coding region runs from base 996 to 4154 and encodes 1052 amino acids. The record is from RefSeq and is a predicted model, not a curated record.
GCGUGAGGCGGGGGCCGAGCCCGGAGCCGAACCCGAACCGAGCGUGAGGCGGGGGCUGAGCCCGGACCCGAACCCGGAGCCGAACCCGAACCGAGCGUGAGGCGGGGGCUGAGCCCGGACCCGAACCCGGAGCCGAACCCGAACCGAGCGUGAGACGGGGGCCGAGCCCGGACCCGGACCCGAACCCGACCCGAGCGUGAGGCGGGGGCUGAGCCCGAACCCGACCCGAGCGUGAGGCGGGGGCUGAGCCCGAACCCGACUCGAGCGUGAGGCGGGGGCCGAGCCCGAGCCCUAAGCGCGGCUGCCGGCGGGGCUGAGCCCGAACCGCGGUCCCGGGGGGCAGCGGGCGCUCGGCCCGCACGGCGGCUGCCGUUGUUCCCGCCGGCAGUUGCCGAGGGAGCACCGAGGACGCGCCGGGCCGGUGAGUGCGGGGGGGCUGCUCCUCCUGCGGGCGGGAGCUGCCGAGGGCGAUGUGGCGCCGAGCCCCGCGCGGGGCUGUGCCCGGCCCGGCAGCCGGCCUGCGGCGUGGCAACCCGAGAGGGGGUGUCAGACCCGCGGGGGCUCCUCCUCGCACCUCGGUGAAGAGACCGAGUGCCUCACGGCUUUAAUCAAAAGAGCCCUGAGAGGCGGCCUGGGUUGCAGCUUUGUACGUAGAAAGGCCGCUGGGCUCGAGCGGGAGUUGCGUUCCUGUGCCCGAAGAGGUCCCUGCCCAGACUGGGACCAGUGCUCAGAUCCAGCCUAAAACCAGUGCUCAGACCCUGCCCAGACUGAGACUAGUGCUCAGAUCCAGCCUAAAAACAAUGCUCAGACCCUGACUGGGACCACUCCCCGUGAGGCGAACGCCGCCUUCCCUCCCUGCUCCUUCCAGUCGUGUAAGGAUUCGUCAGAACUGGCGGAGCUGAAGAAAAGUUUGGAAGGCACUUGUAAAAUAUAUUAAAGUUUCAAUUGCAGCUGGAGAAUCAUUUCCUUUGGAGUUUGUUCCUGGUGGAUAAGCCAUGCCUGUGUCAGCUGAUGAACCUGGGGGGGACCCAGCUGGGAGAGAGCCAGGUCAAACUCCAGCUGGAACUGAAGGACCACAAGAACCGUCGGCUGCACAGAGCGUGAAAGCUCGACAGGCCGUGUCGCGCAUCAGCCGCGAGGAACUGGAGGACAGAUUCCUGCGGAUAAGCGACGACCACCUCCUGCUCAAGCAGCAUGCAAACAGGCAGGAGGAGAAAAUUAAAAGAAUGACCACCAAGUUAAUGAGGCUUGUUAAGGACAGAAGAAAAUCCGAGCAGGCAGGUGGUGGGCCCAGGAGGCUGGGCCAGGCCCUGGAGCUGGAGGAGAUGAUGGAGCAUUUGCAAGAAAGAGUUCGGGAGCUGGAGAAACAAAACGAGAACCUGCGCAACAAACUCAUUUCGACCAAGCAGCAGCUGCAGAUCCAGGGCCACAGGCCCUGUCCCUACAGCCACGUCCAGUCCCGCGUCAACUCCGGGCUCAGGAAAGUCAGCGAGGCUUCCGGCACGCCCGAGCACGCCAAGAAAGGAAUGAGACUUCAGAAUUUAGAAGUGAGAUCAUCUGACCUUGUGCUCCCAAAAUAUGGACAGAGUCUGCUUGAGGAUUCAAGGGCUGAAAUAAGAAAUUUGGAGGCUGUGAUUGACUCCCAGAGGAAACACAUUGAGGAACUAGAACAUGCCAGAGAGAUCCUCGUGGGUCAGCUGAGGAGGAAAGAAAAGGAGAUUGAAGACUCUCUCCUGAGGCUGAAAGAGCAAGGCACAGCAAGCCAAAGGCUAAACAUUCAGGACAACGUGGAAAUGAUCAAGGUCCGUAAACAGCUGGCUGAGAAAAGCAAUGCUCUUUCAGCUAUGGAAGGAAAAUUCCUCCAGCUUCAAGAGAACCUGAAGAAUUUGAGGACCAACCAUGAUGCUUUAUUAGCCAAAGGUGAUGAACUGAAUGCACAACUUAAAGAGGAAAGGUUAAAGUGCUUCCAUCUUCAGAAAGAAUUGCAAUCAGUAACUAUUUCAAACAGGAGGACAGAAGAGUUACAGGAAAGAAUAAAUUAUCUAGAAAAAGAGAAUGAGCUCUUGAAGGAAAACUAUGAUAAGCUGCAUAAUAGUGUCUUCAGCCUGCCCUACGACCAGCAGUGGAAAUCAAAGGAGCAGCAGCUGAAACUGCAGAUUGCCAAGCUAGAGACAGCUAUCAAGUCUGAUUUAGCAGACAAAAAUGAAAUCCUUGACAAGAUUAAAGUAGAAAGGGACCAAAAGGAAAAGCUGAUGCAAGACAACAAGGACCUGCAGUUAUGUUACCUGGAACAAAAGGAACAACUAGAUGAUCUGAAAAAUCAAGUGAAGUUUUUGACCAAGUUUCAGGAAGGUGAUGUUGAUGUGGCAGAACUCAAUGAAGCUCUCUUGCUUAUAAAGGAUCGAAAGCAGCAGAAGAACGGGGACCCUCUGUUUUUGGAAAAACCAGAAGAUGAGAUCCAUAAAGAUUCAGAACACUCCAUAAGGGAGCUGCAGUUAACACAUGCAGAAACAGUGCAAGAACUUGAAAAGACAAGGAAUAUGUUAAUUAUGCAGCACAAAAUUAGCAAAGAUUACCAGACUGAAGUAGAAACAAUGACUAAAAAGAUGGAAAGGAUACAGAAAGAGUACGAGUUCAAACUGGAACAGGAUGCCCACCUUCUUGAUAUCAGAGCUGCCCGGAUCAGAAAACUAGAAGCCCAACUAAGAGAUAUCGUCUACGAUGCAAAAUCACCUAAGUCCAGACCAGAAAUAUCACCAGGUGAUCCCAUGGAUGGAUUUGUUGAAACUAUUCAUUUAGAGAAGGGAGAGAACCUUCUUGAAAUUCAUAUCAGCAAAGUGAUCUUCUCUCCUGAAGCCAUGCACGCUUUCGGUGACCAGGAGCCCGCAACCUUCUGUACUUAUGCCUUCUAUGACUUUGAACUUCAGAUAAGCCCAGUAGUGCGUGGGGGUGCCCCGUGCUAUGACUUCACCUCUCAGUACCUGGUGCAGGCUGACGACACCUUCUGCCACUACCUCCAGCACAGCAGCGUCCCCCUGGAGCUGCACCGCGCCUGCGGCGUCGAGUACCAGACCCUCGCCGCCUGCCACCUCAGCUGCCAGCAGGUCCUGCACAGCAAUGGGAGGAUCUACAGCACAGCACAUUUAGUUGGAAAACCAGGACAUGUUCAGAAUUACGGUACCAUCGAAUACUGGGUCAGGUUACAAGUUCCUAUGGAUCAAGCCAUUAUUCCUUACAAACAGACAUCCAGUUUUAGGGAACAUGAACAACCAUCCCAGAAACCAACCCCCAGGCGGAGGCAGCGAGCAGCACAAGCAGACAGGAGAGUCUCUUUUCUGGAUCUCAGUACAAGACAGGGAGCACAUGUGGUGCAGGAGGUCAAACAGCCAUCAGAGGAUCAGGGGAAGGAGGUGGCUGAAGGAAUUCAACAGGGAAAAGAAGAGCUCUCCCAUCUCCCUGAGCAGCAGUUACCUGAGCAAACAUCAGCUCCUUCUGCAGAUGAGACAGAAGUCAUUGAAGAACUGGAACCAGAAGAUCAAGAUGAUAGACAAGAGGAUGAUGCUGUUGAAUCAAUAAAAACUGACAGUGAUGACUGUAUCAUUUCAAGUCCAGUAUCCACAAAUAUUAAACAGCUGAAUCAGAGUACAUAUGGCAAUUUGGAAGCGGAAAAAAUCCGGAUUAAAAUCACCUCCCUUGGUCUGAGUGAGUCCCGCAUUACCUCGGAUGACACAAUCCAGCAGCUGUUUGUGGAGUGCAGAUUAAACCAUUUCCUGGCAGAGGAGACCCCCCUGUCACUCCCCAAGCCCAGGGCUGGGCAGAGGAUUCACUAUAACUACAGCACUGUGAUAAAUGUGGAUAAGGCACAUAAUGGUGCAGAAAGAGAGUAUCUCAAGUCCAUUCUUCUGAAGGCAGAUCCACCUGCUGACAGCCUAAAAUUUACAGUGGUCAGUGAUCCCCCAGAAGACGAGCAGGACCUUGAGUGUGAGGACAUUGGUUUUGCUUAUGUCAGUUUGAAAGAGAUAUUCCAGAAGCAAAGAGAUAUCAUUGAGCAAGACAUUGAUGUUUUGGAUUGCCAGGACGGCCGUGCAGUGCUUGGAGAGCUGCGAGUGACCGUGGAGGCCCUGCAGGCCCUGCGCUCGGUGCUCGAGGAGUGAGCGGGGCACAGGGGCCUCUGCCUGCAGGAGUCCUGCUCCUGGUAUAGAGACAUGGUGAUGGUGCAGCAAAAAGCAGAUCUUUGUCAUUCUCACAGGAUAUUUACUAUAUCAUUUAUAUGGAAAGGAUGCCUGAUGUGCAGCUGUACAAUUUUGUAUGCUUCUCAGUCUGUUUUCUUGGUUUUAAGGUCCUUGCUGAAUCACAUAUCAACAGCUGAUGGUAUCAAGGUCUAACUCAGUCCUAGCAGUCUGUUUUCAAACCAAACCUGCUUGUCAAUGAUCAGAUACCAGCUGAGGGUACUUUGUCUGAAGAAAUAAGUGAUGGUGACCCUCCAAACAGAAAUGCUUGUAGGUUCUUACUCGGAGUAGUCCCAUGCCAUUCCUCUCUCAGGACAGGGGCAGGCUGCAGGAUUAGCUGCUCUCAGACCAUGGUGCUCAGGGCAGGGUGCAAACCUCCAAAUCUGGAGCCUGCUCAGCUCCCCUGGGCACCCUGUUCCAGUGCCUGACUGUCCUCAGAGUGAGAGCAAGGAGAUGCAUUUCUAAACAUGACUUCAGUCCCAAUCAAAGCCAGGGCUAGAUCUAAGCACGUGGGGCAGUUUUUGCACUUAAUGUACCAUCUAAUAACUUAAUUAUUUUUUUUUAAAUUCUGGAGAUGGCAUAAAUAUGACCAUGUUUGUCAUUUGUUUCAGCCAUUUAACAUUUUGCACAAAACCCAAAAUAACAAAGCAUUUUAGUGUUGAUUUUCCUGGUUUGCAGUAUGCCAUCAAGUUACCAUGCAGUUUUAUGAAGCAGUUGAUACAAAAUAGGUGUUAUUGUUACCAAUGUGGUUCGCUCAGAUAAUUUUUCUGUACAUUCCAGUGGUAAACAAUUUGUUAUGGUUUAUUCCUGGGUUGUUUGGGGUUUCUUUAUAUUAGACUUAGAUUAUUUUAAGACUAAGGAAACGAACCAAUAAAUCAAACAGAUCAGUCUUACACUGAAAUUAUCUUCCUAAGUUUCAUUCAUGAAUUCUUCACACAUUUUAGAUUUUCAAAGAUUUUCCCUGAGCUGUGAGAAACAGGGAUAUAAAUAUGUAACCUCUGUCCACACCCAUUCUAUGUAUCAAAAUAUCUGUUACUUCAGGGGUCCAGCAUCAACAGCUGCAAGACAGGCCUUGCACAUGAUCUAGCAAUGAUUUGUUUAACAUUUUUGUGGAUUUGGAAAACAACCUGUUUUCUGUUUAGACAAACUGUCAUUCUUGUUGAAUGCAAAAUUAUUUCCUUAUGUAUCAAAGUCACAAGAACUUGAAAAAAUGUUGGGAAAAUGUGGUCCUUCUACUACAAAAAAACUCAAUUUGAACCUUCUUUUGCUUGAAUGACUGUUAUCAACCAGUAGUUAUUCUGAUUACUGACUCAUAAACUUGCUGAUAGCCUUUGACUUCAGUUAUAAUGAACAACAGAAAGUGUUUUACCUUAUGUACAGGGCAAUUUUCCCAGAGAAAUUAAAGGUGACGCCAAUCAGCGUCUGACUCCAAACACACAGUACACGAACAGUAAAUAAAAAUCAGCAAACUUAAUAAAAGAACUUCAGAAAAUCCUUACAGGACAUCUUCCUACAUUUUGAAAACAUUCCUUAAUGUUCUUUGCUCUGCAGUAAGCAUUGUAGUAUACCAAAAUCAGACCCAUCUGGAAACUUGCCAACAGGUUGGUAAUGUCAGGGGUAUAAUUUAUAUCCCAGGUGAAAUACACAACAAUGGGUCUGUUUAUAACACAGUGUCAGAUGUGGAUCGUGCAUAGGGACUCAUUUUCCCCAACAAUUAGACAUGUAGGCUGCUGCCCUUGUUUUCUCAUUUGUCAAAACAGGGGUACAGGGCCUUUGUGCAGCAGUCAAGGGUGAAGCACAGGGAUGACUUUUUUUUCUUAUUAAUCUCACAGAGGCCUGCUAAACUGCAGAAAUGUUGCUAAUAAUUUUAACCUCUUCAGUAUUUGCGAAUUUCAUUUACACAGUACCCUUAAUAAACAGAACAUGUACCAUUCACAAACUCUACAAAAUGUAUGCUUCAGGUAUUAAGCAUGAAAUGUAGGGUUUUGCUGAGGUCCUUGGAUCUUUAUGGUGCUGGUUAAGUGUGAAGGGUGCAAGGACUAACUCAACAACUUCAGCUUUGCCUGUUGUUCACAAACAUUUUCGGGGUCCCCACACAGUGACUUCCAGAGCCCAACAGAGCCCAACCCCUGCUGACUGUGGUUAGAAUUGCACAAAAAGGGGGAAAGUACUGAACUGUUUCCUUUCUGAAAGGGGUUUUUGGGUACAGGAUUAUUGUUUAGUUGGUUUUGUGUUCUUUUGUUGUUCUGCCCAUACACAGAUAUCCUUUAACAAAGGGCUGUUAUUUUUUUCCUUCUCCACAA